Messenger RNA from Rhagoletis pomonella (apple maggot), 2054 nucleotides. Its product is annotated as DNA-binding protein RFXANK-like. Gene Ontology annotation, cellular component: nucleus. Gene Ontology annotation, biological process: regulation of apoptotic process. Gene Ontology annotation, molecular function: protein binding. The coding region runs from base 520 to 1335 and encodes 271 amino acids. Lineage: Eukaryota; Metazoa; Arthropoda; Insecta; Diptera; Tephritidae. The record is from RefSeq and is a predicted model, not a curated record. The transcript is spliced from 4 exons.
UUGGGACCGUCAAAUUUUUUGACAGCGGCAGCAGAGAAAAUUUAAUUUGUCCAAGUUCUCUGGCAGCAACUUCGAAGAAAACUGCACGCUUCUCAUUGAAAACCUGCACCGGCUUGGGCGGAAGUGUGCGCACCCACGGCAUCGUGUCUUCUACCGCAGGCCAAUGCUGUAUUUGCAAGUCGCGCCUUUUAAUAUCUAGAUAUUCAUGCAUAAAAAUAUACAAAGCUAUUCGAGACGAUUUUUUAGAAGCGAAUUGGAAAAUUAAUAUAAGAUUAUUUUUCUGCAUACUAAAAUUGCAUAUUCGGGCACGAACCGAAGGAAUUAAAAUGGCGCGCAGUUAGUUCAUUCACAUUGAAGUUCGAAAUUAUCCGAGAAGCAGGCGAAUUAAUUGGUCCGUUUAGCGUAGUCGAAUUGGUGGCGCAUUUUCAGUCAGUCUAGAAUUUGUGUUUUAAGCCGAAAUCAUAAAAAAAGUGGCAAAUAUCCAACUAUCGAACCAGAGAACCGAAGAAUAUACGCAGCAUGUCUUCAACUGCGAAUUCGCCAGCAACGAACUCGUUUUCGGAUGACGAGCAGAGCCGCUCCAAAUGGCAUAUGCAACUAAAUGCGGACACACCAUCGCCAAAUUCAACCACGACCACACCCAUAUCCACACCUACUUCGCUGCAUUCUUUUUCGGCCAGUCUACAACCAGCUGAGGCCGGUGGCAGUGCAAGCGGUGGUGGGGGCAGCGGUUGUGCACCCAAACGUAAAAGUGCCUUUCUUCCGUAUCGCCCACAUGCCACUGUGCUUACGAAUUUGCAACGCGGCAAUACUGAAGCAACCUUUUGUCCAGUGGAAGUCACAUUAUCAUUUCAUGAGCGUGCCGGUCAAGGUGAGAUCACCGAUGAUCAAGUGCGCCUAGAACUCGAGCGCAACGCUAAUAUCAUUGAUUUUAAAGAUGCAACUGGUUUCACUGCUCUGCAUUGGGCUGCUUAUUAUGGUCAGUUGGCUGCAGUUCGUUUGCUAGUGGAUGCUGGUGCUAACGUGAAUGCAGAGGCACCCGAAAUGGUCACUCCACUACUGCUUGCUGCUUGUGGUGGUCACAAUGAGGUUGUACGCUUGUUGCUGGAGCACGGUGCUAGCUCGACGCACAUGGAUAUUGUAGGCAAUACAGCAUUAAUGUAUGCUGCAGCAGGAAAUCAUCCACAUACGUGCAAUGAAUUAUUAGCUAAGGAUCCGGAUAUGACGGCAUCGAAUGAAAAUGGUGAUACGGCGUACUCGCUGGCUGUAGAGAAUGGUGCAGUCCUAGCGCAGGCAGUACUGGAGCAGUACUUGAGUGCUCUGAUGUUGCUGUAAAACAUGAGAAGGCAACUACAUACUUAAGUGGAAAUAUGUUAUUCUUUAACGUGUCAUCACCAACGACAACAAUAACAAAACAUUCCUUACGAUCAGGUUAGUCGUUUGUCCGGCGAUAUUAUCGAAGGCCGUCGUAAAGUCGGCACAGGAAAGAAAGGCAAGCCGAGUAAAAACAAGUACACAUUUGACCUCAACAUACGAUUCUUCACUUGGAAAGCCGACGUAGUAGUAGUGUAUGUAACUAAAGUUAUUGGCGACUACGAUUUACGAUACCAAAGCAAAACUCGAGCGCAAAAAUAAGGAUACUAUAAACAAUACGUAAUGAAAACAAAGAACUAGAGAGCUAAGCAAGAUAUAUGUAGCGGCGGCAUUAACAAAGUCAACAGAUAUACAUACAUUGUUAAGGCAUUAGUACAGUGUUGUACAAAGUUUAAGGCGUUGUGUCUUCAGCAGCUCAGGUUUUUACACUCAUUAGCAAGGCAGCACACGCUUCUUUGGCUUCAUUUCCCUCGAAGAAGAAGUAAGCAGAGCAAAAGAAACCCAAAGCCAGCAAUCGAAUACACCACCGCACCAAACUACUACUACUACUACUACUACCGGUCGUUCACAACCAGCAAAUAACGAAAGAACACACGACUGUCCGCCCGUUCAUCCGUCCGCUGGUUUUUGUUUUUUUUUUUUUUUCAAAACGUGUUGGCGUUCUUCUUCAUCAACGGUAU